ACGACACUUUCGAGCGCCAGAACGCGAUGUUUCUGUUCAGCGAAGACGAGGAUCGGCGCGUGUCGUCGUUGUUGUCGCGGUUGGCCAACUAUGACGACGCCAUUCAGCCGCCGGUCGACGCGAGCGCGAAGACGGCCAGCGCGCAGCCCAAGGCCAACCUCGGCGUCCUCACGGGAGUGUACCUGCCGUGCAUUCAGAACAUCUUCGGCGUCAUCAUCUUCAUCCGCAUGACGUGGAUGACGGGAACGGCCGGCAUUCCCGCCUUCUUCGCCAUCGUGCUCCUCUGCUGCUCAGUCACCUUCUGCACGGUGAGCGCAUUCCACAGCCAUUCCCGUCACGUGACUCUUUGCACUUUACAGGCCAUCUCGUUGUCGGCGAUCGCCACCAAUGGGAUCGUGCCGGCGGGCGGCUCCUACUUCAUGAUCUCGCGCUCGCUCGGGCCCGAGUUCGGCGGCGCCGUCGGAGUGCUCUUCUUCCUGGGCACGAGCGUGGCCGGAGCCAUGUACAUCGCGGGCGCCGUCGAGAUUCUGCUCAACUACUUGUGUCCGCAGAUCGCGCUGUUCGGCGACUUCGAGACCAACAAAGACAUCCUCUACCACAACAUCCGCAUCUACGGCACUUUAUUCCUCCUCGUCAUCGGCUUCAUGGUCUUC
Medioppia subpectinata is the source of this 653-nucleotide messenger RNA. NCBI's taxonomy places the organism in Eukaryota, Metazoa, Arthropoda, Arachnida, Sarcoptiformes, Oppiidae. The record is from the annotation of a GenBank genome assembly.